Messenger RNA from Petromyzon marinus (sea lamprey), 1633 nucleotides. Its product is annotated as ubiquitin-conjugating enzyme E2 A-like. The record is from RefSeq and is a predicted model, not a curated record. NCBI's taxonomy places the organism in Eukaryota, Metazoa, Chordata, Hyperoartia, Petromyzontiformes, Petromyzontidae.
UGUCACGUCUCCGCGGGCGACGCUGCGUGGUGACGUCACCGCACCUCGCCCGUGUAAAUAGCCAAAGAGCGGCGCGCGCUCGUUCGCCGAUCGACGCCAGUGUUAUUUAUUUAUCGUUUUUGUUGUUGUUAUUUUAGUAAUCGCGUGUGUGUUUAUACAUAUAUACGUCGCUUGUUUUUUUUUAUUUAAAACAAAAUUAAAGGAAGAAAAGAUGUCCACGCCUGCCCGAAGGCGCCUCAUGAGAGACUUCAAACGGUUACAGGAGGACCCUCCGGCAGGAGUGAGUGGGGCGCCCUCAGAAAACAACAUUAUGCUGUGGAACGCAGUUAUAUUUGGGCCCGAGGGAACUCCGUUUGAGGAUGGAACGUUCAAGCUGACGCUGGAGUUCACGGAAGAAUACCCUAACAAGCCUCCCACAGUGAAAUUCGUGUCAAAAAUGUUUCACCCCAAUGUGUACGCAGACGGCAGUAUAUGCCUGGACAUCUUGCAGAACCGGUGGAGUCCAACCUACGACGUAUCCUCCAUCCUCACCUCCAUUCAGUCUCUGCUGGAUGAGCCCAACCCCAACAGCCCCGCCAACAGCCUAGCAGCACAGCUGUACCAGGAGAACAAGCGCGAGUACGAGAAGAAGGUGUCCGCCGUCGUGGAGCAGAGCUGGCGGGACUCGUAACGGUGGCGCAGCGGCUCGCCACGCCACCAUGCCACCACGCGGGACUUUUGUAGAAAUGGGAGCAAUUGUCGGGGGGGAGGUUUGGUGGGGGAGAAGGGGAUGCGAGUGAAAAGAGUGCAGGAGGGAAAAAAAAUAAAAAUACAGCAUGCCAGCAUCUUAGGUUGGAAAGUAAUUGGCAAAUGUUUAACCGAAUUGAAUCCCUUAAUUCAUUGUAUUAUGAUAACAAGACUAACAAUGACGGUCGUGGUAACCUCUGUCCAGCUCUUGUAAUCAGAAUCUGGUUCAUUUUAAUCGUGUGAUGUGUAACGCUAAAGCCACAUUGAAUGGGUGGAAGGGGUGCAGAGUUUCUGUGAUGGUGUUUGACAUCCUCUUAUCCCAAAGUGAGCCGAGUGGGUAGGUCACGCUGGUGGUGGCCGUGUAAGAUGGCGUGUCGCAGCGUCGCGUCACGUUGUUCCAUUGCAGUUGCACGUCAGACCCGCCUGCCUGCUCGCACGCUCGCUUCACAAACCGUCCCAUUUGCCGCUUCUGCUGUUUGGCUUGGCCAAAAAAACAUUUUAUUUCAUGCAUAAUGAGUGCAGGUAUCGCCUGCCCUUGCUUUAAUUUUUGGACGUCUUUAGAAGUAUAUAUUAUGUAUUUGCUGUGUGUCCGACCCGAGCCUCUCUCGUCGGCGUUGCCGUGUGUUGCCCACCGAAAGAGAAUCCCCUAAAGGGGGGCAAAGAACCUGGUGCACGACAAAAAUUGCCGCCGUGUUGCUAAAACGGUCGCUUUCACGAGAGGGGGGUGCCUGUCCUGUUCGCUUUUUGCUGGGCUCAUUGCCGUGUAUUGUUCCGGAGCCUAUUCCCAAGUGGUGUUUAUGUUUGAAAAACGAAGAGAACUUCAUACGUCUUUGCACUUUGAUUUAAAGCUGUACAAUUUCCUUCAGGGUGGAAGGAAAAAAUAAUAAAUCUGUUGAAACCUCGUGAA